AUGGCCAUGGAUACUGCACGACCUCGACCCUGCACCGCUGCGGCCGCGGCCAUAGCUCCGCCACGCGACAGUUGGCCUCCACGGCCCGUGCCCCGACCGUGGCCCCAGCUCCGCCCCCUCCGCAGUGUCGGGCGCGUCGGCGGUACCGCUGUUCCUCCGCAGCCACCCUCCUCCCUCGUGCUCACCUGCCGAGUGCCACAUCCUCCUGACCCCAUCUCGUUUUCUCAGUGCAGCUUGGUGGCGCGUGGACGUGCAGUGCGGGGGCGUCGGCAAAAUUAUGACGAGGAUGGUGUGUGCCUUCUGCAAUCUAAGUUUGAUAAAUCAUUUCUUUUAUAUAUACAGUCGUGGCCAGAAAUAGCUAAGUUCCAGAAUGAGCCCUUUCCCCUCUACAAUAAGCUUGGUGAUCUCUAUGAUGGACACAUAGCAGAAGGUAACUUCAAUUUCACAUCAAUUGAGGUUACACAAGUCAGUGAUGGUGAUCCCGAAGUUGAAAGAGAGCAACCUGCCUUCUCUUUUAACCUGAAUCAAUACGAUGAUGAUGUGCACAUGUACAAUAAUCCAAGAGAUGCUGCUCAAAGUGAUGAGACAAGAUAUGCUACACAAAGUGAUGGUCGAAGAGAUGCUAUUCAAAGUGAUGAGCCAAGAGAUGCUACACAAACAGGUGCUCCCGGUGGUUCAAAUAAGAAGCCAGUGAAGGAGUCCAAGAAGAAGACGCGUGAUGAUCCAAUGGUGGAGGUGAUGGCACAAUAUGUGGAGAUCAAACGGAAGCAAGCGGAGGAGGAGUCUGUUUUGUUGGUAGGGUCAAAAAAUGCACAAGAGUUCUCUCUGAAUUCUGCCGCUGAAGAUGAAGAUAGUGUUGUUGCGUUUCUUCGAAGCAAAAUGGCAGAGUUGCAUCAACAUAUCUAA
This is a messenger RNA of Triticum aestivum (bread wheat), 906 nucleotides long. RefSeq lists its product as uncharacterized. The record is from RefSeq and is a predicted model, not a curated record. The transcript has 4 exons. Bases 1 to 906 code for a protein of 301 amino acids. NCBI's taxonomy places the organism in Eukaryota, Viridiplantae, Streptophyta, Magnoliopsida, Poales, Poaceae.